This is a messenger RNA of Mizuhopecten yessoensis (Yesso scallop), 1920 nucleotides long. Its product is annotated as P2X purinoceptor 7-like. The record is from RefSeq and is a predicted model, not a curated record. Bases 1469 to 1912 code for a protein of 147 amino acids. The transcript has 3 exons. Lineage: Eukaryota; Metazoa; Mollusca; Bivalvia; Pectinida; Pectinidae.
UUUAUUUGAAAGUGAUGUUUCAUUUGAAAAAUGAUAAAGAAUUACCCAAAAAUAAUAUGCUUCACUCUGAUACCAAAAAUAUUCCCUUUCUUAUACUUGACAAGUCUUCCGUUCAGAGAGAAAUUGCUUAUCCUUUUCUAUUUUCUAAAAUCUGAUGACUUCAUCCGAAAGAACCCCACCAGUUGUCUUUUAAAUUUUAUAUUUCCCCCUAUGGCGUUAAUAGACCCUUUUGUUUAUUUUUAAUAAAAGCAUGUGUAAACUCCGCCACGGAAAUUUCAGGUUUUACCUGCGUUACCCGGUAGUAAACCAGUUCCUGUUUUGUCGCCAUGGUGACAUUCUGAAGCAGCGUCUGAUUGCUUGACAUCGAUACUGAAAGAUUAAUUGUUGAUACAACGGUUUUUAACAAUGGCGUAAAAAUUGUAUUUUGUGACACAAUGUUUUUUUCAGAUUAUGAUAAGAGUUAAGGUUGAGAGACUGAGAGGUUUGUGUUUUAUCACCAACAAAGAAGACUUCGAAUUGUAUUAGUCAUUUUUCUGAUUUGAAAUUGUUUCCCCUUCCACCAUAGUUUUGCGAUUUAUACGACAGUUAUACAUCUUGGCAACCGGAAUCAUAGGCUUAGUAGGGAGCUAUGCUAUUCGACAUAUUUGUUAUGUUAUUACUAGCAUACCCUCAAAUUGUUCAAACUUCCUAAAUUGGACCGGAAGCUAUACUUGUCCAUAUAUGCAUACAGUAAAUAAUUGUAAUGUCUGCUUAGAGUAGCAAAGUGAUGAACCUUUCCUCCUAAAGAUUGUAGUAAUUUGAUAUACUCGGACAUUUUAACUGUAAAUCAACUAACUUCUGCGUGUACUUAUUUUCCUAGAAUUCCUUCUAAAGAUUCGUUCGCCAGGCGAAAACACAAGUAUACCCUAUUCUAACUCGUGUUUUCUUGAGCCCUUUACAGACAGAAAAGACCUGUUGUAACAUACAACAUGUUGUAAGAGCUGACUUACAUAUGACCCGCUGCAUUCAGGGGUUUUCCUCGGUGUAUUUGGUUUAGGGAACACAGAAAAAACCAAAAUUGACCUUCUGCCCAUUUUAACACCUUGCUUAAAGAGUAACUGUAGUGCAAAUAGAAACCGAUAAUAAAACAUUCCUUGUGUUUUUAUAAUGAUGUUGCCGAAAACCGCAUCGAAAUCGGUGGACCGGUUACCAAGUUACGACAGGUAGAAGUUGAGCUUUUUACCUGCGUUUCCAUAUGCUCAUCAAGCGUACCGCGCGCCGCUAAAAGUUGUGCACACGUAUCGGUGACGUCACAACGGGAACACAAGAAAAACCGGCAUCAUGGCGAAUAACGUUACCUACGUAUCGACCUCAGAAAGCGACGAAGAAUCUGUUGAUUUAUACAUAUCUGACGGCUCAUCUUACUUUGAGAUGGACGGAGCAACCUACGACGGAGUAACACAGCCUUACAUGUUCGAACCAGAGACGGAUGACGACCCAAACGAGGAAACUUCAGUGGCCGACCACGAGCCCGAGAUCCAAGCCAUACGAUUGGUGUAAAUGCGGACACUGUCCUGCGAUGUCUACCGAAGUGGAAAGUAUUUGUUGCAAAGAAGUCGACCAGGUCCAAGUCAUGAUGGAUGCCAUUCCGGGUGAUCUAUCAUGCAUCACUCUCCAUCCUGGAUUUGAUGCUGUCUGUUUAAACAUUUAUGUUCUGCAGACAGCAUACCUGACAUUUCGUCAGUACCAUGGUCAAUUGACAGACGAUGAAAACAAGAGAAAUCGAUAUAUUGCCUAUCGUCAAUUUGUGAGAUGGUGCUGGGGUUGGCUAGGUCGACAUGUUCGUAUACGACUCCCAGCAUGUGCUGUUACAUGUAUCAGGAAUGCUUUCCCUGCACCGGACGGACAAUACAAUGGCUUUAAAUUUGAAUGAGAAAACAA